Diaporthe batatas is the source of this 1317-nucleotide messenger RNA. RefSeq lists its product as uncharacterized. The transcript has 3 exons. The record is from RefSeq and is a predicted model, not a curated record. Bases 1 to 1317 code for a protein of 438 amino acids. Lineage: Eukaryota; Fungi; Ascomycota; Sordariomycetes; Diaporthales; Diaporthaceae.
AUGAUACCAACCGCCGUAAUGGGAUUCCUGUUGGAUAUUCUGGUCUACACUGCCCUUGGUGUGCAUGUAGUCGCAGCCCAACCUGAUCAAGAACUGCGAGGUUCAGCAACCGAGGAGCUUCCACAGGCGGUGUCGUGCGUCACGAUCCCGUCACCGUACCCAAAAUGGUCCCAGCUUCCGCAGCAGACGACUUUGCCCGACCCCUUCCUACCCCUUGCAUUCACAACGACCGAUAAUGCAGGGGGCCAGUCGGCCUCUGAAUUUGCACAGGAUGUCAUGACAGGCAGGGGAAAGAACAGAAUCCAGACGCCUGAGGAAUGGCACCAGUGCCGGCAGCCUGAAAUUGUCCGAAUGUUGCAGGAAUAUCAGUACGGGUACUACCCAGACCACUCUCAGGAAACUGUGACGGCCACUCGCUCUGGGAACACCAUCGGCAUUUCUGUGACAACAAGUGGAAAGACAGGAAAGUUCUCAGCGGCGGUCAAGCUGCCUACAGGGGCCAGCAGGUCAACCCCGGCGCCUGUGGUUAUCAACAUCGGGGGGAUGUUGGACCAGCCCUACCUGCAGGCUGGAAUCGCCGUCGUGGGGUUUGACUACACAACUGUGGCGGCAGACAGCAACAGCAAGACCGGUGCAUUCUGGAGCCUUUACAACGGAAGGGAUAUUGGCGUACUCACCGCGUGGGCCUGGGGCUUCCACCGCACGCUCGACGGUCUGAACCUUACCGUCCCGGAGAUCGAUCCGACGCGCGUUGGCGUGACAGGCUGCUCCAGACUCGGCAAGGGGGCCUUAGCCGCUGGCCUACUUGACAAGCGCAUCACGCUCACGAUGCCAAUGUCCUCUGGAGUACAAGGCCUUGGUCCGUACCGCUACCACGGCAUGAGCGGGCAGGAUGAGACACUAGAAAAUAGCAAACAGGGCGCGCCGUGGUGGAGCAACAACGCUCUGGGGACCUUUGUCAACCAUGCAGAGUGGCUGCCGUACGAGGCGCAUACCAUCGCCGCCGCUAUCGCGCCGAGAGCCCUGGUGAUUGACCAGGGAACUGGUGACCAGUUUACAAACUCAAAAGGAACCGCGGUGGUUGUAUAUCCUGCUGCGAAAGUGGUCUAUGACUGGCUCGGGGCAGAGGACAAGAUCGCCAUGAGCGUGCGGAGCGGCGGCCACUGUGACAUGUCUGGAUACUCUUCUGUCCUGCAAUUUGCGCAGAAGAUCCUGCUGGGCAAGAACAUAACCCAGGAUUAUAACAACCUCGGAUCAUACGGCCCCCCUCUGACUACGACAUACCCAUGGGCGACUGCCGUUCCCAAAGCAGUAUAA